This is a messenger RNA of Mercurialis annua (annual mercury), 618 nucleotides long. RefSeq lists its product as uncharacterized. Lineage: Eukaryota; Viridiplantae; Streptophyta; Magnoliopsida; Malpighiales; Euphorbiaceae. The record is from RefSeq and is a predicted model, not a curated record. The transcript is spliced from 2 exons. Bases 38 to 493 code for a protein of 151 amino acids.
UGUCUUUACAUGUAAUGCUCGAACUCCAUAACUAGCCAUGGCUCCAUCUUCAUCACUCGUAAUACUACUCGCCAUUUUCUUCUCUCUAUCAAUGUUCUCCGGCGACGCAUUUGCCGGCGGCUGUAACGGACAGUAUACUCGCGUCGCAACUCUAUAUCCCUUCAGUCUGCAAGGCUGGCAAGGCGAUUGUUUUCGGAACUCCGCUGGUUAUGUAACAUACACUCAAGAUUACGGCCUCGGCUACAUUCAGAUCUCCACAUUUGACGCAAGAAGCAAAUUUUGUUCAGAUUCGUAUGAAUUUAAAGUGAAUGGGCAGAGUAUAGGACAUGAUACUUAUCGUUUGUCUAUCACCAGUCCUCAUACUUUUGACUUCGACCCAAGUUUAAGGGGCGCUAUAAGAGAGCAUGGAGUGGAGGUUUAUAUGACAACAAAUGGGCUGAACUGUGACCAAAAACAGGAACCACAAGCAGCAAAAGCUACGGAGAUAAUCUGAAGAUAAUGUCGUUUAUUUUUAAUUAAGUCAUCGUUAUUUCAAUAAAUUAAAAUUUCAUGCUACAAACAUGAGAUUUUUGUUGUUGUAAACCAAUAAAAUAAAGUAGUCAUUAAAUUUAUAGUUUU